Symbiodinium sp. CCMP2592 is the source of this 921-nucleotide messenger RNA. The record is from the annotation of a GenBank genome assembly. Lineage: Eukaryota; Dinophyceae; Suessiales; Symbiodiniaceae.
AUGGCGCGUCGCGUAUGUCAGAUGCCAUUUCGGGCGGCAACUGUGAUUGCCGCUGUUUCCUUCGCUGCUGCCAUAGGUGAGGCCUUUGUCUCAUCUGGUCCAGUGACUUCGAAUGCACUUCACAGCCCCGGCAUGCUGAGCAUCCAGGCGCCAGUGGUAGCGCGCUCGCGGGCCCAAGACUCGGCAUCGCUGUGGAAGGCAGGCGCCUCCCUCGCUCUGCUGGGACUUGCUGUCGGCCUACGCCCCAAACCCCGACAAGCCAAGACUCACGUGGUGAAGCUAGCUUGUGCUUCGACCACCUUCUUCGAGCAGCCGCGCGUGACGGAGAUUGCGAAGGAGAUCCCAACUGUGACCAACCUCAUUGAUGUGACCGAGCACAAGCUGGAACAGCCACGGUCAUGCAUGGAGGCCCAGGAGGUGCCUACGAUCGGUUCGGAGUCCUGCACGCGGCGGCCAACUCUGCACGCCGCUCGCUGCGCAGGCAGCAGCCGCUUCGCCGGUGCCCGCGGUAGCCGGCCACGGCAUGCUCGCGCAGACCGCAGUGCCCGCCGUGCGGUUGGGCAACGCUUGGUGGAGAGGCCCAUGCCAGUGGUGGUGCCGCGAUCCUUCGAUGCGAGCUCCGUGCGCUCAAAGAUCCAGCAGGGCCUUCGCAUCCCACAGUCCCUCCGUUGCGGCGCCCGCUCCACGCAAGCCACCCACGUGUGCGGCUCACGCACGCGCGGCAGCAUCAUUGAAGUAGAACAUGUUCUACAACAAGCAUACGACAAUAGUUUCGAACCAGCAAUCUACAAGAUGCUUUCGUGCAGCCGGUUUCGGACGUCUGGCUUGAGCCGACGUUUGAUUCUACUUGCGCGGUUCGUCGGUUGGGAGAUGAUGCUGUGCAGCUGCAGCUGGACCCAAACUGUUAAUUUACAUGGGUAG